CGAAGUGAGAUCUCUAUGGUCAACCAUCGUAAAACCGAAGAAGAAGAACUAGGCAUGCGCAGUAAGUUCAAGAGUCCUGUCAAGAUGGCGGUGAGUAGAGGGCUUAUGAGCGUGUGGAGGACACAUUGUGGCGUUUUCCCGCGGUACCUGUUCCCCGCUGCAGUCCGAGCACAGAGCUCGACUAGCGGGAACACGCUGCCUCACACGUCGCUGUCGCGGCCCCCCUGGGAGGGGCAGGUAAGCCUGGUCCCGGCGGAAGUGGAGCGGAGCCGUCACGCCGCGGUGGUCAGCGCCGUGCAGCAGCGGCUCCAGCGGCAGGACUUCGGCCGGCUGUUUGCUGUGGUGCACUUCGCGGGCCGCCAGUGGAAGGUCACCGACGAGGACUUGAUUCUGAUCGAGAACCACAUCGAGGCGGAGUGCGGGGAGCGGAUCCGGAUGGAGAAGGUGCUGCUGGUCGGCGCGGGAGACUUCUCCCUGGUCGGGAGGCCUCUGCUGGGGAAGGACCUGGUCCGAGUCGAAGCUACCGUGAUCGAGAAGACCGAGUCCUGGCCUAAAGUCCUCAUGCGUUUCUGGAAAAGACACCGGUUCCAGUACAAGAAAAUAAUUGUCCAGCCGCAGACGGUGCUGAGGAUCAACAGCAUCGAGCUGUCCCCCCGACUGUCCUGACCAGAGACUGCUUCAGGAACAUGGUUGUCCUCCAGGGCGAGACAGAUGUCCCCAUCUCCUGUUACCAGAUGUUGUUCUGGACAGGUGUCUUUAGUUACGUCAGAAAAAAGGAUAUAAAAGUGAAACAAUUCCACCUCAGCUUAACGUGGUCUGGAUUUGAUCAGACCCGUGACGUCAUCCACCUGCAGCUGACAGGUGUGGCUGGAGGAUUUGGUUUCAAUCUUGAAGAUUCAACAUCCAGACUUCAUGUGUUGACUUGCAGAAAUAAAAUGUGUGAAACCAGUGCUAGCA
Messenger RNA from Nothobranchius furzeri (turquoise killifish), 957 nucleotides. RefSeq names its product mitochondrial ribosomal protein L21 (gene mrpl21). Gene Ontology annotation, molecular function: structural constituent of ribosome. The record is from RefSeq and is a predicted model, not a curated record. Gene Ontology annotation, cellular component: mitochondrial large ribosomal subunit; ribosome. NCBI's taxonomy places the organism in Eukaryota, Metazoa, Chordata, Actinopteri, Cyprinodontiformes, Nothobranchiidae.